Messenger RNA from Coregonus clupeaformis (lake whitefish), 1984 nucleotides. RefSeq names its product tumor necrosis factor alpha-induced protein 8-like protein 2. NCBI's taxonomy places the organism in Eukaryota, Metazoa, Chordata, Actinopteri, Salmoniformes, Salmonidae. Bases 149 to 709 code for a protein of 186 amino acids. The record is from RefSeq and is a predicted model, not a curated record. The transcript has 3 exons. Gene Ontology annotation, cellular component: cytoplasm. Gene Ontology annotation, biological process: regulation of apoptotic process.
AGUCACAGAGACAGGGAGGUCGGUAUUGCGAGAGGGCACUGUGAUCAUCCAACCCCUUUAUGUGAAGCCUCUUCUAGGAGACUUAUCAUCUGACUCAGGAGCACUGAGUCUAUCUGGAGUCAAGAGUCCAUAGGCACUCAGAGUCAAAAUGGAGUCAUUCAGCUCUAAGGACAUGGCCAUGAAGGCCCAGAAGAAAAUCCUCAGCCACAUGGCCAGCAAAUCCAUGGUGCAGAUGUUAAUUGACGACACCAGCAGCGAAAUCCUAGACGAGUUCUACCGCAUCUCCAAGGAACACUCUGGAAACCGCACAGAGGCCCAGAAGGUGGUCAAGGACCUGGUAAAGGUGGUGGUAAAGGUGGGCGUUCUCUUUCGGCACAACCGCUUCAGUAAAGAGGAGCUCAGCCUGGCUCAGGACUUCAAGAAGAAGCUGCACCAGGGGGCCAUGACGGCAAUCAGCUUCCAGGAGGUGGAGUUCACAUUUGAUAAGGAUGUCAUGACGGCGCUUCUGACGGAUUGUAGGGACAUCCUGCUGAAGCUUGUGGAGAAACACCUGACACCCAAAUCCUUCGGGCGUAUUCGGCAUGUCUUCAACCACUACUCUGACCCAGACCUCCUGACCAACCUCUACACCCCCGGUGGCCCUCUCUGGCCCAGUCUCACAAAGAUCUGCAAUGGCCUUAACAAACUGGUUGAGGAAGGCAAGCUAUGAGUGGGAAUUCUGAACAGUGCUGGAAAAAUUAGAAACUGUGGCAAGCCUGUUAAAGAAUUCUGAUUUAAGUUUGCCCAGUGAAAAUACCAGGAGAUAUCAUCUUGGUAGCUUAAUGGGUACACUGACUCAGUGUCAGUUGAUGAUGUAGAUAUUGAUUUAUGUUGGGAUCUUUAUGAGGACAUGGAAUCAUCAUCCUUGCUUUACAACAUAAGCCAUCUGCAUUAGGGCUGGCCGAUAUAUUGUGUAUUUAUCAUUAUCACAAUAUGAAUGUGCAUGAUAUGCAUAGUCACAUUUCAGUAUCUCAGGAUAUUACCUCUACCUCUGCCUAAAUGCAUUUCAGUCGAAUGCUGUUGGAGCUAAGUAAAGUCCCUUCAAAUGUGACAUAUUAAAUUAAAAAAGCCUAAAAUCACCUAUGAAAUCCUCCAAAGAAAUUUCAAAAAAAUACAAACUACUUCUUUGUCAGGACUCCCUGCUUCCAGCACAAUAAGAAUGCAUCUGUGGUCUAAUUUCAAUUGAUUCGUCCUCCUGUUUUAAGAUAUUCCGUUUCCGGGGAAACUAAUGGACUUUAAUAGGACAACAGUCUGCCUGCCCAGUCACAGCAGUGGCUAACCUAAUUGAAGUACCAUUCAAAUUAAAAGUGGCUGUCUAGGACCAGCAGACAACAACCUCAAUUAGUGUCUGGGGCACAUCUAUGCAUGCAGCCUCAGUAUCUGCCUGAUCACUGACUGUUUGUUCCGCUUGUUACAAAGAUUUUCUGAGGCCAGCUAAUGGCAUUUCAUUUCUGAUACAUAUCUGAAGUCCUGCUGUACAGUCCUUUGCAAUGCAUGUGACGAUUGGAUGCAAUUUAUCUUUUGUUUACAGUUUUGCAAUCAUGGCCCAUUUUUGGAGAGAAGGUCAGAACCAGAAAAGGGUUUGCUAUUGACUACAAAGAUUCUAUUAGCUAUUUUACGUUUGUGUUAAGAUCGCACGAUGGGGUUGGGGGGCUAGCAGGUCAAAAGUUUGUGUACGCAACAUCUUAUAAACAAGUUUUUAGUAUUUCAACGGUAGCACUUAGUGGAUGUUGGGCAAUGAGAGAAGAAUUAGGCAAUAAUUGACCAUGAACCAUAACACUUUCCACAGGAGAAAUAGAACUACACAGCAAGUGAACUCUAAUGGCAUUCCAUACCCCUUUGCAAGCUAUCUGUUUUCUUUAACUGCCUUAGAUGAACACCAUUUGAAAGGGAAUAUCUGCAAUUAAUGGACUUACGGGCCAAAAUAUAGUAUGUAUCUAUCAGG